This is a messenger RNA of Phytomonas sp. EM1, 1533 nucleotides long. The record is from the annotation of a GenBank genome assembly. NCBI's taxonomy places the organism in Eukaryota, Euglenozoa, Kinetoplastea, Trypanosomatida, Trypanosomatidae.
AUGGCUCUUUCGAUGAGUGCCGCGCAGAGCGUGGCGAGCAGCUUCCUCGCGUGUUAUUACAACGAAUUCGUGAAAACGGAUGAGAUGGCGAACAUGGCGGAGUUCUACAACGACAACUCCUACCUCACCCUUGCCGACCUCAACGAGGAGGCGCCGUUUAUCGCGCACGGCAGUCGGGAGAUCCGGCUCCACCUCGCGCACCUCGACAAGCAACUCGGGAUGCGGAAGGUGGAGAUCAUCAUCGCGGACCCCACCCCGCUUCCGGAUGGCAGCGUGCAGAUUUUCUGCCAAGGCGUGAUGUUCAUCCGGAUGUUUCGUCGGGUUUUCCUGCACGCCUUCGUGCUCUCCCCGGUGGCGUACCGAAGCAACACCUUCUACGUCGCCUCCGAUUACCUGCGGUUUAUGAACGCGGAGGAGGAGGUGAUCCCGCCGGGCGCGGUCGUCCUCGCGCAACACGAGGUGGAGGCCUUCCUCGCGGAAAAGGCCCGCCGCUCCGAGGAGGACGCGAAACGGCAGCAGCUUUUGGAAUUUCAAAAACGACUUCGCCGUCAGAAGGAGGAGCGGAUGGCGAUGCUGGGGUCGACCUCGAAACCCCCCCUCCCGCCUUCCCAGCCGACCAACGCGCCCGCCGGGGAGACGCGGGAGCGGCCGCGUGAACGGCCAGGCGAGGGUGAACGAAGAGGAGAAGAACGGCGAGGAGAAGAAAGGAGAGGAGAAGAAAGGAGAGGAGAAGAACGGCGAGGAGAAGAACGGCGAGAAGAAAGGAGAGGAGAAGAAAGGAGAGGAGAAGAACGGCGAGGAGAAGGCGAACGGCAAAGGGGAGAGCGGCGUGGCGAGCGAGUAGACGGGGAACGCCCGCGGGAGCGGUAUUGGCAGGGGGAUCGGGAACGACGCGGGGAUCGGCCGGGUGAAGGGGACCGCCCGCGAGGAGGGGAGCGGCGUGGUGAGCGAGUAGACGGUGAACGCCCGCGCGGCGAGCGGCAAGGGGAGCGCUAUAGACAGAAUGAUCGAGAGAAACAAGGCGAACGAUCCGGGGAUCAUGAACGACGUCGUGAACGUCCGGGGGAUCAUGAAAAACGUGGGGAACGACAGGGUGAGAAUGAAAAACGCCGUGAACGUCAAGGCGACGGGGAACGCCCGCACGAACGAUCCGGGGAUCAUGAACGACGUGGUGGAAAGCAGGGCGAGGGGGAACGUCCACGGGAACGACAGAACACGGGCGAAAAAGACAAGGAAAGGGAAAAGAACAAGGAGCGAGAGAAAGGCGGACCGAAAGGCGAGGACGACGCGCGCCGCCGCGCUCCCACGCACGUCCGUCUCGUCCGCGUCCCGCUUGAGAUCACCUUGACGGCGAUUCGGGAGGUGGUGGAGGGAAUGGCGGGGGGAAAACCGCGGGAUGCGUAUUGGCUUGGUCGAGAUAGAGAGCAUGCGGUGCUCGAGAUGCGCAACGCCGCGGCGGCGCAGGCGCUGCUCAAAUCCCCCACCCUAAAAAUCCUCAGCCAUGAGGUGAAGGUGAUGCCCUUUUACGUGUAA